AUGCAGUUCUCCGCCGUCAUCCUCCUUGGCCUUGCCAGCGCCGUCUCCGCCAGACCUUUCAACUGGUUCGACAUGUUCAACUUCUCGAGCAGCACUGAUCUGCCAUUGCCAACUGCCACCGGUGUCCCAACCGGAACUGGCACCACCUUCACUGUCAUUCCUACUGGAACCGGCACUGGCGUCCCUACGCCUACUGGAACUGGUACUGGCGUCCCUAUGCCUACCGGCACCGGCACUGGAAUCCCAAUCCCAACCGGAACUGGCACUCUGCCUUACCCAACCGGCACUGUCACCGACACCGUCGCUCCAUCCGGCACCUACCACUUCCCAACCGCCAUCCCAACUCCUUACAUCUAA
Messenger RNA from Trichophyton benhamiae CBS 112371, 357 nucleotides. RefSeq lists its product as uncharacterized. The coding region runs from base 1 to 357 and encodes 118 amino acids. The record is from RefSeq and is a predicted model, not a curated record. The transcript has a single exon. Lineage: Eukaryota; Fungi; Ascomycota; Eurotiomycetes; Onygenales; Arthrodermataceae.